UUUUUUGUUGUCGUCAUCGAGAGUGCAAAAUACAAAAGUUUAAUCCAAAUUUGUUAACUUUUCCGUUCCCGGAUCCGGCGUCCACUUUUCGGCAACUUGUUUCGACUUCUUUCGGCAGCUAGAAAAUCGAUCUUUUAUCCGAAAAUCUCCUGCCAAUCACCCAGCAGCCCCCUAGUUUGCGCUCGCCAGACGACAGUAUCAAAAAUCUUCCUCCAACAUCGAACUCCGCGCGUGGAAGGCCAGGAGAAAGUUAACCAACCGAGUGGACUCCGGAGUCAGGCCCUGGCAAGACGACAAAUUUUGUGCCUGUUUUUGCGUGUGUCCUAGCAGCUACAUCACCGUUAGAAAGUGUUCGAAGCCACCGUUUUCCGUCCCGUGAAGAUAAACCGAUUUCCGUGUGUCAGAAGACCACCGGAAGAGCUGCGGAGUGUGAAUAGUUUAUAGUUUGUUUACUUGAUCUUUGCAUCCGCAUUUACAAUAAACUCGAGCCAGCACGCACUCCGAGGUGUGUCCUUAACGGCCAGACAUCCAACAAGCGGCUGGCACGAUGGCUUCCAGUUCCACCGGUGGAAACGCGAAAAGUGACACGUCACGAAGGCCGCCAGCGAUAAAGAAUCCACUGCUGAGCUCGCAGCUAACGGGGCUAACGUUGGACGAUUUUGCGCCGGUCGCCGUGCUCCCACCCGCGGCACCUUUGCCACCCAUCGUCCGGGAACCUCCCGAAGCAACAGGACAUCCGAAACCGGCCAUCUUUAGUUCGCAGCAAGCGGAAACUGGAGCGAUACCGGAACUGCCGCAGGAUACGGAUAGUUUCAGUGAAAUCGAUCUGAACGUGAGGAGCGAUCCGCAAAGCUACACGCGCCCUCCGACGGCCACCGAGUACAAUCCGUUGCAAGAUUUGGAAGAAACGGACUCGCUGCGUGGUGGCGCAGGUGAUCGGCAGGGGGCUGAUGACGGCGGUGGUCCGUCGUCCUACUUCCAGCAAACAUCGACACUGACCGCUCAGUUCGCGGCGCAGCUACCGACCGUUGCCUCAACGGUAUUUUCAACCUUCAGUCGCGUUAUCAAGGGCAGCUCACCGGUUCCGACUGGUAGCGGUGAUCAUCAGCCAUUACCUCCACCGUCGUCGGUGGGGUACGAUUUUGGAGCGCAGCAAGAAUUUCAAAAUACAAUCCAUCCACCACCGCCGCCACCCUCGGUAGCAGUAGCCUCAUCGUUUGGCACAUUAGGGAGUACAUCCGCGUACGAUCAGGCCUACCCUUCAGGGAUCGGUAACGAGCAUCAGCUGACUGCGCAAGCAGCAUCUGAGCCACUACCACCACCGCCAACGUUCUACAAUCCGGAACAGGUGCAAACGGCGGUAGCAACAGCGGUACAGCCCCUACCACCACCAUCAUCAGCUGUUAUCGGUUCCGGAGCACCUUCCAAUAGCUACCGGUUAGGUGGAAGCAAGAAAAAAACAUAUGCUCAUAUUCCGGGUCUGAGCACGACCGGACCAUCGGUACAACAGCAACCAUUCAACGCUCAGACCGUUGCUGCUCCACCACUACCGUACGCAGUUCCACCAGUAGUAGACGUUGCGGCGCCAGCUCUACCAGCACUAGACGUUAGACCGCCUCCAGUGGAAGUACCUCCGACGAAAGGCAAACCUUCACUCUUUGGCUAUCAGUUGCCAACAAAUCUGCUCGAGAAGCUACCCAAACCAAACUUCGGUGGUGAGAAGCGUGAAGAGUCAGCAGCACCACCACCACCUAGUUCGGUUGUCGGAUCGAUCGCCGAUCAGUUUGCGGAUCAAAGCUUAGCAUCGGGAACGGGAGCAACAUUUCCACCGCCAGUAGUAGCACCGUUCUUCGCAGGAGCAGCAGCAGCAGCAGCAGUUCCACCACCACAGGGGCUUGCUGAAACAUCAGCGCAGCCAUCGAUUGAUUCGUUUUCUGCAACUUCACAACCACAGGUGGUCGAGCAGCAACCACUACAGAGUUCUGUGCCUCCGUUCGUAGCUCCAGUACCACCACCGUCGGCUCAGACGGGACCACCACCCACUUUCUAUUCGCCAGGGCAGAUACCGAGUGUUGUACCCGUUGCAUCGAUAGCGUCAAACGCCUCGAAGAAUCCGUACAGCUCAGCACGUCGUGCGCCAGGUGUCGGUCCGUACAAGAAUCCACUUGCACCGGUCAGCGCAUCGUCGAGUGGACCCGUUUUCCUACCCAAUCAGUUGCCUCCACCAGCGGUUGCGCAGUCCACUGCACCGCCGAGCGCCUUUAUUCCUCCUCCAGCAGUAGCAAUACCCGCACCACCAGCAGCAGUUGCAUUUCCAACACCGUUCUCGCAAGCUCCGGUUCCUGUAUCAAUUUUCAAUCCAAUAGCAUCGUCGUUAGACCUGAAUGAUACGCAGCAGGGCAGCGAAAAGGUAUCAGAGGACCGGAUUGCGGCACAACAGAACGUUCCAGCAUUCUUCAAUCCUUCGGCUGCUCCCGUAGAUAUCGGCCUGCCAAGAGGUUCCACUACAGGAAACGUCAAUCCUUUAAACGUUGGAGAAGUUCGAAACGAUUCGCAAGAAGCUGCAAAACAACAGCCACCACCUCCCGUGGUGUCAUUCGUGCCAUUACAAUACAAUACCCCGUUGCUAAAUCCUGAGCCGAUCCAAGCACAAUUUGAUCAGGCAAAAAAUCUUACGAGCGCACCGGAACAGUCAUCGAUCGGUGCGGAUCAAUUUACGGUUCCUUCUGCUCCGAAACCGGAAAGCAUCGCUAACGUUUUUCACGAGGACUCGUCGAAUCACGUCCUGCCCCCGGCGGCUGGUUAUUCCUCCUUCUUCGAUACCACACCAGCGGAGCAGGGUGUACCAGCGGGAGUUAAAACGAUUGUGGACGGACGCUCCAAGUCGAGUGAAAACGUUCUGUCGCCCCCGCCACGCCCAAACUCCAAUCUUAGUGAACCGGCUACUAUCUUCCCGGGAGCGAUACCACCGGCCGGAAUAUUCCUGACGGAGAACGUUGCCUCUUCCGAGUUGAACCAGACUUCGAACACUGAGCACUUGCAGCAACAACAACGUUGGCCCGUGCCAGACAGCAACGCUAACAGUAUCUCGAGCUUCUUUGCUCUGCCCCAGGCGCCAUCGUUAACGGCGGGAGGUUUAACAGAUACUGUCAAACAGACCGAGACAUCCGAGGUGAACGGUAACUUUUGGUCGAAUCAACCUUCGCAUUCCUUCGACGUAGUAGCACAAAAGUCGAAGCUACCAAGUAAGGAACCGUGUCCGGUAAUCAAUCCGUCAGACUUCUUCAACAGCAGUAGUACCGGAAUCUCUGCCGAGGACGCGAACACCGACAACUGCAUCAACACGGGUCAGCAACUGUCCUCCGUUCCUUUGUUCAACUUCUUUGGUCGACCAGCACCGGCUGUUCCAACAUUAUUGCCGCCAGCAGCGACCAGCGAAGCAGUACAACAACAUUCAGCUCCGCCUCCAGUUACUCCUCCUCUUUUAGUCCCGGAAGAUCAGGCGGACGGUAGUAAGAUCGGUGGUGCCAACGAUAGCUUGACAACAGAGAGCGAACAGGAAGAGCAGCGCUUUGUCGGUGUCGUGAACGAACCGAUCUUUAGUAGCGACAAUCUGUUUGACUUUAAAUCGUCCGCGUAUCAGGAAGGUGGCACCGAGUACCGGCGUGAGCAGCGCAGUAGCGAGGAACAGGAUAACAACGGGCUGGGUUUAGAUCGAAGCAUCACCGACAGUAUGGCAGCAUUGGCAACGACAAGCGUUGGCGCACCGGACACUACAAUGACCACUACGACGGCACCAUCGGUCGCGGAAUCGACGACCAACAUUGCGUACAGACCAACGUACAACCAUUGGUUUUAUCGGCGUGAGGUAGAGGGUAAGGUGAUCUGGUCACCGUUCACGAUGGCCGAUUCGAUGGCGCUCGAGGACGGAUUAACGCUCGAGACGUCGCGCACCGACACACAGAGAGAGACGAGCGCUCCGGUGAUCGUGCAUACCGAUGGUGGCCGGUACGAUGUGUCGAUACGCGACAGAACACGGACGCCCGUCUACUGGAAGGGUACCGCGAAUGAGGUGCGCCGUUGUUCGUGGUUCUACAAAAACGUCGAUUCCCGGUUCGUACCGUACGAGGAGGAGGUAGCGGAUUUACUCGAGAGCGUAUACAAGGAGGCGGCCACAACGGGAGAGUGGCACAGGCGAGUGACGAUCCCGAAUGGGGAAACGGUCGUGUUCCAUGGUCCCUCGGUGAUCGUGCAUUUCCUACAAACGCAAAACCCGGAUACCUGGGGUAGCGGCAACUCACCGGUCCCGUCGACAACGAAUCGUCCGCGCGUGGUGAAGCGAGGUAUCGAUGAGUUCAACAUUGAUGACGAUGAGCCGGAGAAGAUCGAUCAUCUUAUGUUUAUGGUGCACGGUAUUGGUGAGGCGUGCGAUUUGCGGUUCCGGCGGGUCGAGGAGGUGGUCGAUGAGUUCCGGAGCAUCUCGGCACAGCUGGUACAAAGCCACUACCGCUCGGCAUUCGAUCGCAGUGAAAUCGGACGCGUCGAGAUAUUGCCGAUCUCGUGGCACGAUGAUCUGCACUCGGAGGAAUCGGGUGUGGAUGAGAAGCUGAAAUCGAUCACACUCGAUUCGAUUCCCAAGCUGCGCCACUUCACUAACGACACGCUGCUCGACGUGCUGUUCUACACGAGCCCGAUGUUCUGCCAGAGCAUCAUCGAUGCGGUCGGCAAUUCGUUGAACCGACUGUACACGCUGUUCUGUCAGCGCAAUCCUUCCUUCGCCGGUGGCGUUUCGCUGGCCGGCCAUUCGCUCGGUUCGCUGAUUCUCUUCGAUCUGCUGUGCCAUCAGAAGACGGACCAGAAACCGAUCGAAACGGAAAACUCGGAGAACCCAGAUGCGGACUCCGUGCCACCGUUGGCGAGCCACGUAUCCACCGUACACCAUCGGCCGCUGGUGCGCAAGUGCUCCCAGCAGAUUAACUACGAGGUCGGACCGGCCGGUACCGGGCAACCGUACAUCACCUAUCCGCAGCUACUGUUCCGGCCGAAGAAGUUCUUCGCUCUCGGUUCACCGAUCGGCAUGUUCGUCACGAUACGAGGCAUCGAUGCACUUGGCUUGAACUUUGCGCUACCGACCUGUGAGGGGUUCUUCAACAUCUUCCACCCGUACGAUCCGGUAGCGUAUCGGAUUGAGGCCCUCGUAAAUCCGGAGCUUAGCUCGCUGCGCCCCGUACUGAUACCGCAUCAUAAGGGUCGCAAACGGAUGCAUCUGGAACUGAAGGAAACCAUGGUGCGCGUCGGUAACGAUCUGAAGCAGCGCGUGUCCGACGUGUUUCGGAAUACGCUCGACACGGUCUACGCACUGACCGCCCUGAACACGUCACGGCCCGACCCGAAAACGAUCGAGAAGGAGGUGGACAAGGUGUUGCAGGAUCAGCUAAAGUUCGAGACGACCGGUUCCUCGGCGAACUUGGCCAGCUCGGGAAGCGAUGUCGACAGUGGGGAAACUAGUCUUCCGCUUGGGCGACUAAAUCAAUCGCGUCGCGUCGAUUACGUACUGCAGGAGGCACCGUUCGAGUUCAUCAACGAGUACCUGUUCGCUCUGACCAGCCACGUGUGCUAUUGGGACUCUGAGGAUACAAUGUUGUUUUUGAUGAAGGAAAUCUAUAGCACUCUCGGUGUACAGGCUGACAUACAGGUACCUCAACAGUCGAUGACGAUCGAGCGACCUACUGCGACCACUAGUCCGGCACCUUCCAACUGUUCGCUUAGCAACAACAGCUACAAUCUUUACCCGCAACCAUCCACGAGCGGGAGCGGUAAUCGAUGAGCGGGCAGCGGCCCUUAGCGGGGUCGGACAGACCCAAAAUCCCAAAGCGCUUAACCGAACUCCAGGGAUGGUAGCCUUAAACAUGUUUUUAAUUCGUUUAGUGCCUAAGUUUUGAUCGGAACCCCCUCGGGGUGCUCGUUUUGGACGACUGUUCACGGUCAACUGUUUCGUUUUACAAUUUCCUCCGAGUCUAGUAACGCGACGCCACGGGCUUCUGGAGCACCGAGAAUGGCAGCAUAUGUUCAGGAUGCUUUUCUGUAUGUUGUUAAGUUAAUAUAAUGUAUGUAAAAUAAAUCAAAAGCUAAUAUAAGCCGUAUAA
Anopheles darlingi is the source of this 6146-nucleotide messenger RNA. RefSeq lists its product as uncharacterized. The record is from RefSeq and is a predicted model, not a curated record. The transcript is spliced from 4 exons. Lineage: Eukaryota; Metazoa; Arthropoda; Insecta; Diptera; Culicidae. Gene Ontology annotation, cellular component: COPII-coated ER to Golgi transport vesicle. Gene Ontology annotation, molecular function: metal ion binding. Bases 548 to 5827 code for a protein of 1759 amino acids.